This is a messenger RNA of Cricetulus griseus (Chinese hamster), 522 nucleotides long. NCBI's taxonomy places the organism in Eukaryota, Metazoa, Chordata, Mammalia, Rodentia, Cricetidae. The record is from RefSeq and is a predicted model, not a curated record.
AUGGGCCUGUUGCUGCUGGUGUCAAGCCUGCUCAUUUGGGAACAUGUGAUCUCCACCUCAGAUAACCAGAGGUCCAAUGAAGAACUGUAUUACAAAAUGCUGUCCAUUUCUCAUCACACCCGUGUAGUUGCCCGAGACAUGUAUAAAAUUUUAACUGAAGACCUUCUGAAAGUGAUCAUCAAUAUUUCAAAUGCCUGGAAGUACCCACUAAAGCUGCUACCACCUGCAGCAUUGACUCACUUAGGGUCCUAUCAUGGUAUGCUGACAGGAGCCAUACAAGUUAAAUAUGGAAAUGAAGAGGUUCUGGCGGGAGCCAAAAUUUUACUCAGGAGGAUGCAUCUUGAAUUUGAAGAAAAUGUCUAUCCUGACUGGCCAGAACUAAAACAAUUAAGGUCUUCCAAUGAAGAAAGGCACCUUUUUGCAUUUUAUAAACUCUUCUUUUGCCUACGAAAUGAUACACAAAAGAUUGACCGCUAUCUCAAGACUCUGGGGUCCCAAAUUAUCAAAAACCACAGGUGCUAA